AUGGCGGUGUGCAGGAAUUUGUUCGUUUUAUGUGUGAUCAACUGUUACCUGCUCAUGGCGGCAUCUGAAUUUGUUGGUUCGUCUCGGAUGCAAUUUGUAGACAACAAACAAUUCCAUGAGGUAGUACUUUCGCAGCUAAUGGAGAAAAUAGAAAGUCAAGAAGUGAGGUUAAAACAGCUGGAGAUGGCGUUAUUAAACCAUGAAGAUAAAGCAGAGGCAAAGGAGCGGCGUAUCUCACAGCUUGAAACGAGUGUGUCAGAUCAUGAGACAGCUCUACUGGAGAAAGAUCAACAUUUAAUGGAACUUAAAACGAGGAUGAAAAUCUACGAGGAGAAUCUGGUGGAAAAAGAUCAGCGAAUCACUGAACUGAGGUCGAGGAUGGCAUUUUUUGAAGAGAGUUUGAGGGGAAAAGAUCAACAUAAAGUCGAAAGGGAAAAUAAUGUAUCCCGUCAGAAAGAUUCCGUCAGUUCUUUUGAAGAUGAAAAUACCAACAUUGAAAUAACUUAUCUGUCAACAGAGGAUCCACGUGAAUAUGAUCAGCAGGAGAAGAAAAUGAUAGAGCAUGAACCUUCUAUCAGGGUGAGUCCGAUAGUGACACAGGGGGUUGCUUUCUGUGUUUCCUUGAGUAAAGGGGCUACUCUACAUGUGAACGAAGUAAUCGUAUAUUCUACGGUCAUGACCGACAUCGGGAGAGGAUACAACCAGCAUGAUGGUAUCUACAUUGUACCCAAGAGCGGGGUGUAUGUGUUCACCUGGACCACGGUUUCCUCUUUACACAGCAACAUCGGCACUUCACUAAUUAUAAAUGGUUCCGUUGAAGGGCUUCUUGGUUCUUUCGGAGGCAACAUCAAUAAUUACCAAUCAGCCACGGGUGUCAUAGUCAAGGCAGUGACAGCUGGAGAUCACGUGUAUAUAAAGAACAAUAUGAAUGGAGCCAUUGUGUCGGACGGUUUGAUUGCCUGA
Ylistrum balloti is the source of this 963-nucleotide messenger RNA. RefSeq lists its product as uncharacterized. Gene Ontology annotation, molecular function: protein binding. Lineage: Eukaryota; Metazoa; Mollusca; Bivalvia; Pectinida; Pectinidae. The record is from RefSeq and is a predicted model, not a curated record. The coding region runs from base 1 to 963 and encodes 320 amino acids. The transcript is spliced from 4 exons.